ACAAAUGACAUUAACAUUUAAUUUUCAACAUCUCUUCUCUCUAAAAAAAUAAACUAUUUGGCUUCUCUCUAACUCCCACUUCUCCAUUGCUCAUCGGGAGCUGUUGUCGGCAUCUCUCCAGUAACCGGCAGUAGCUUUUCCCUUUUUUGGCUUAAUACCAUUACAAAAUCCGAACCAUCCAAAAAAUGUCAAUUUUGUCCUCAACUAUUCAAUAUGUAAAUCCUAUCAUGACCUUUUAGCGUUAUGUGACAUUUGUGUCAUGAAAAUUUCGUUGACCAUUAAAGAUAACGGCUGACCAUAAGGUGGUCAAAACGACGUUGGCAGGCUCUCGUUAUAUGGGCAUGGAGGAUACGUUUCUUGUAGACUUGUUGACUUUGUGAGAUGGGAUUCAAUGGUAUCUUUCGGCAAGGAUACAAGAGGUUGUGUUUGUCGGGGAUGCGGAGUUGGUAUUGGAUAAGAUGACAGAGGGUUCAUGUUCUGAUGCAUGUGGUGGAGCAAAUGUGGAGGAAAUUCAGGUGUUGCGACAAAGUUUUCAUCGUUCCAAAAUACAGUUCAUUGAUCGUGAUAAGAUUAGAGUGAUCCAUUUGAUGGUCUGGAAAGUCUUUUUAUUAUACCCUAAUUGGUAAAAAGUAGUCUUCCAUGCAAACGACCCUAAAUCUCAACUUGACAGGAAGAGAAAAGAUCUCAAGUUUACUAUUUCCUAAUGACUCGUCAAUUUACAUGGUCCAUCAGAUAAGUUGGUCAAAAAUCUUUUGAGUUAAUUAAUAAAUUAUGGAUUCAAAGCUUGGAAACCACAAGUGAAACUUCUUUCAUUUAUUCUUCUAAAGUUGCAACCAUAUCCAAAUCCAACUCCAUUAUACAAACCAGUCUCACCGUCGAUGCUUGUGCCCACCCAACUACGGCCAAUUUUUAUGACACAUACAUACAAUUGUGGAUGGAUGAUUUAUUGAGGGGUAGGCAGGCAGCAUAUGACAUAUUCUAAAAUGCAAACCAAACAUUUACAGACAGCAGAUGUUGACUUUUAAGCUAUAAUACAAACAGUGAAAGACAGAGAAACUAGAGGCUGGGAAUCAUACUUGCCAACAGAGCUUAAUCUAUUCAUAUAAGAAACUAAUGGUAGGAUUAGUGUUGCUCCCUUUCUAACUUUGACAAGAAGAAUUAACAAUUCAAUCAUGGGCCAACUGGAUGCUGCAUGAUUCAAGUUUCUAAAAACUAUACCAUUUUGAUCUUCAUACUGAGAUAAGAUGUGCUGUAGUCAAUAACAAAUUCUCACUGAUUACCUAAAAUAAUGCUUGUCUAUUCAUGGUUUACUAAAAUGACGCCUUAGAUGAUGAACUGACGCAUGAACAACCAAUAAGCACAGCAGUCCACAAUAUAAUAAUAACCCUCUCCUCCUCCACCCGACCUUUCAAUGGCUUGAAUUAUUGGAGUCGAGGUAGAAGAUAAGCAGAAACAGGGAAGAUGGCCCCACUGCCUUUCACCUGAUUAUCUCUUAUAACUAUAAGAUAGUGCAUCAUUGACAGAGACAACCUCCCUAGCAACAUACUCACAGCAACCAUUAAUUAUUCUAUCAGCUGCAACCCCAAAUAUACCUCUCCAUCUGUAUAUAGGACUAAGACUAGGAGGUUCAUUGGUCACUAAAGUAAACGCCUACAGUUUUCUUCAUCUCACUCUCCCUCUCUAAAUAGGAGACUCACCAUAUGUUAGUCUAAGGUGUUUGAUCAAAUGGUUGCAUUAAGGUUCACAAGAUGGCCUUCCUCGCCACCACACUUCCCAGUAAUGCAAACAGCUGCAUCUUCUUCAAUUCCAGACCAGCUUCCAUUCAGCAGCAGCAAUAAGAAGGCUCAUAAACCUGUGGGGAUCAUGAUCAAAUCUUCCUCUUGUUCCUCCUUCACAAACAAGAUAUUCGAGAACCCAGUUGAGGGUAUCGUUUGUUAUACAGACGAGAGAACUGGGGAAGUAAUUUGCGAAGCAUACGAUGAAGGCCCUCGUUUCAACGACCUGCACCAGCGACGGACUCCUGCUGCGUAUCAACAUCAUUCGGCAUCAAGGGAUGCACAGAUCAUCAUCAACCUCCUUCAGCAGCGGCUUCUGCAGAUUGUUAAUGGCUCUCAUGGUGAUCAAUAUCAGAAUGCUGGGGCUACUGUUACCGCGCAAGAAGACCUUUCAAAGUCCAGCAGCUUAUAAACUAAUUCUAACAACUCCUAUCACCACCAGCAUCUAUCUAUGCACCAAGUCAUUAUACCAGCUUUCUGCAUACACUUGUAUAUAAAAGUGAUGACACAGAUGUUAUGUAGUCACUCUUUUCACCUUCAGAUUGUUCAAUCUAAAGACAAAUGGUCCACUGGAUUACUGCAGAAAUGCUUGUAGAUAAAAACCAAUAAUAUGAUAUGAACGAUUUUUCAUUUACCAUGCAAUGCAUCUGGGAGACAAGCACACAACUAGAACCAUGGAACCCUUUCCUCUGCUCUUGUAAUACACGAAAAAGACCUCG
Linum trigynum is the source of this 2494-nucleotide messenger RNA. NCBI's taxonomy places the organism in Eukaryota, Viridiplantae, Streptophyta, Magnoliopsida, Malpighiales, Linaceae. The record is from the annotation of a GenBank genome assembly.